UCUCAUGAUCUUCACAAUGAUUUUUAACUUAUCAAAAGCAAAUAUGACAUUACCAAAAUUUACAGCAAUUCUAGUCUUUGGUGAUUCUACAGUUGAUUCUGGUAAUAAUAAUUAUAUUAAGACAUGGGUCAAAGGUAAUUUCAAACCAUACGGCAAAGAUUUUCCGAGUCAUAUUCCGACAGGAAGAUUUUCUAAUGGAAAACUUAUUCCGGAUUUUAUUGCAUCAUCAUUUGGUAUUAAAGAAUCCGUUCCUCCAUUCUUGGAUCCGACUUUAUCCGAUAACGAAAUCGUUACAGGCGUUAAUUUUGCAUCAGCGGGUUCAGGUUAUGACGAGGCAACAACUUUAUUAACUAAUGCACUUUCGCCUAAAAAACAAGUUGAUUUGUUCAAGAGUUAUAUUCCAAGACUCGAACGAGUUGUUGGACAAGAGAAGGCUAAAGAAAUAUUAAAUGGUGCAUUGGUGAUUAUCAGUGCAGGGACUAAUGAUUGGACUUUUAAUUUUUAUGAUUUAAUAUUAAGAAGAUUGAGUUUUAAUGUAGAUCAAUAUCAAGACUUUUUGUUGACUGAAAUGCGAACAAUCCUAGUGAUAAAUUAA
Mercurialis annua (annual mercury) is the source of this 595-nucleotide messenger RNA. RefSeq names its product GDSL esterase/lipase At1g06990-like. The record is from RefSeq and is a predicted model, not a curated record. The transcript has 2 exons. Lineage: Eukaryota; Viridiplantae; Streptophyta; Magnoliopsida; Malpighiales; Euphorbiaceae. Gene Ontology annotation, molecular function: hydrolase activity, acting on ester bonds. Bases 5 to 595 code for a protein of 196 amino acids.